AUGCUAAUCCAUCGUAUCGAACGCGGUCAGACUGUUGGCCAUCAUUAUUAUAUUAACCAGUGUUUACGACCUUUGAUCGACGAGAUCAAACGUCAGAGACCUUCUCAUGGAACUCGUGGGAUUAAAAUCCAUUAUGAUAGUGGUAGACCACAUGUGCACAAAGAUGUGACUGAUUAUCCUGAAUCAGAAGGGUUUACAAUAAUACAACAUCCAGCUAAUUCUCCAGAUUUAUCGCCGUGUGAUUUCUGGUUAUUUGACUUGAUCAAAGAAAAUCUAAACGAUCAAGAUGAUUCACAAGCAUUACAUGGUGCUGUGAUCGAUUUUAUGCACACCUUAAACCGAGAUGAAUACAAAAAGACUUUCGCGAAGUGA
Molecule: messenger RNA, 372 nt
Organism: Didymodactylos carnosus
Lineage: Eukaryota; Metazoa; Rotifera; Eurotatoria; Philodinida; Philodinidae
Source: the annotation of a GenBank genome assembly